Messenger RNA from Brugia malayi, 180 nucleotides. The record is from the annotation of a RefSeq genome assembly. NCBI's taxonomy places the organism in Eukaryota, Metazoa, Nematoda, Chromadorea, Rhabditida, Onchocercidae.
UUGUCUGUUUUAGCAGCUAUACUUUCACAUAAAAUAACUAGUAGUAAUAAGAAAAGGAGAACUGAGAGAGAUGAGGUUACUAAAGGAGGGCAAGAACUAGAAAAUAAUUCUAGAGAAGGAAACUGGGAAAGCCGCAAGCAAACUAAUGAAGAAGUUGAAGAAUCUAUUAAACCAGAAAAG